Molecule: messenger RNA, 1770 nt
Organism: Alternaria arborescens
Lineage: Eukaryota; Fungi; Ascomycota; Dothideomycetes; Pleosporales; Pleosporaceae
Exons: 2
Coding region: 1-1770 (589 amino acids)
Source: RefSeq, a predicted model, not a curated record
AUGUGGAAACGAUUGCAGGGUGCCGUCCGGGAUAAGGAUAAGGAGAGGCAUGCACGAAUAGGCAAUCCCGUACUUCUUGAAACCACUUAUGACGAGGAUCAACUGAAUCGCAAUCCCAAAGUGACCGACCUCCAAAAUGGCAGUCACCAGAAUUAUGCGCUCCCUCCGCUGUCCCAUUUAUCAGCUCCUCACGAGCCUCCCCACUAUAGAUCGUCAGAAGUACCAACAGCCUCGUCUAUUUACUCACAAGACACACUCUGCUACAACAACGACAAUCCCACAGCCACAUCUCCCUCCGCUUACGACGACAUAUCGCCUCCUAGCUCUCCUGAACCAGAACAGCACUCCUCCUCUUUUCUACCUCGAAGAUUCCGCUCCAUGCGCGACGUAUCACCCAUGGACGAAGACCGCAAGAAACUAGAAGACAACACCCGCGCGGGUAGCCACAUUCCUGUUCUACGCAGAGCGCCAUCCGUGCUUAGGAAUGGCGACGCAGAGCCAGGAACAAAGCAGAAGUUUUGGGAGGGCAAGCUUGCACCGAAUUCUAAAGUGAAAUGGGACGAGUAUUCAGGCGAGCCCAAUAGUGCAGGAAAGGCCGCGUCAGUUGAUCCAGUCUCUUAUGCGAAAGGCGUGGCAUCGUCAGACAAGCCUAUGGGGUAUCAGGUUUCAGUCAGUGGGCCUCAGAAAAAGAACACAAGUUUCGGCGAGCGUGUUGGCCGCUUCGGGUCGAAGCGUUCACCACCGCCCGUGGAGCCGUGGAGCCGAGCUACGGGACGAUCAGAGAUCGCACCUCCGCUGAAAUACCAACCUGCAGAUAAACCAUUACAGAUACCACGAAAGACAGUCUCACCGAGCACAGACCAAGAGGUGUCAAACGCGCUUGCAGCUGCCAUCAUCUUCGAUACCAAACUGCCUGAUACUCAAUACGUAACAACUGAAAUGGCGCCCAAGGAUCCGCGCGACAACGAUAUGCGCUACAAUGACAGCAUUAAGCCGAUUGCCCCGCUCAAAGUAGGAAAGAAUACUCCCACCUCACCUCAAGGCUUAGGGAUUACGACUUCGUAUCCGAGCCCUAUUACUCCAACCACCCGCACACAGAUGAACCAGUCACCAGCCACUGUGACACCAGUAGAACAGACGCUAUACCCCAGCUUACGAAACACGACCCCGCCUUCGGACAAGGACAAGCAAGCGCCCAUCAGCCGAUUUUCGUGGACUACCUACAACAGCGCGACGACCGCCCAACACUCACCACCACCCUCACCACCGAUUGCGAAGCGCGUCGUGACAGAACCCAUAUCAGCCGCCUCGUCAAUCCUGAAUCGCCGCCGCCCAGUACCAUCAGCAGAUAGUGCCAACGCGCCCAGCAUGCCCAAAGUCUAUGCCCGUAACCCAACUUCCCCUUACGCCUCAUCCACCUUCUCCAACUCGUCCAAAAAGGCACUGCCACACCCCCCUAGCGCUCUCAGCGCCAUCGACCACAUUGCCUACCUGGAAUCGCAACAAGAAGACCUGCGUAUCCGUCGUAACAAUGUGUACCGCCUACUAAAGGACUUGAACAACGCUGCGCCGACUAACCCGCUAGUCACUGACUUCAAAAAGGCCAGGGUGGCGGAAGAGAGGAAGAAGGCGUUUCAAGAAGAGUUGGAUGAGAUUCGCGCCGAGGAGCAUGACAUUGGGCUCAAACUUCAUCGCGCGUGGAAGAAGAGGGAGAGGGAUGAUCCAAACUCCAAUGGGAGUGCGUUGUGGGUGAGGAGAGUUACCAGCUAA